CGCGCAACAAAACAGAUGCAGCACGCGAGAGGAGCGCGCUGCAGUGACAGUAGGAAACUACAGUCCGCGUGAAGCCAGCGCGAGGAAGAGACGCUGUGACAAGAGAUGUGCUGAUGACUGACCAAGCUACACUUUGGAGUAAAUGAGACAAGCUUACGUCUGCAGAAGAUGCCCUUCACUGCUCAUUUGCCAAGUUUGGAGGACGCUAUGGAAGAUUGUGCCUACAGUGGAUUGUUAAGGUUGUUCUGAGAUCGGUGGUUUUAUCAGCAGGGUCUCUUGGCAGCAGAGGGGGCUGUUAUGUGGCCCCCUGACCUCGGCCCUCCAGACGUGCAGCUCACUCUUCCCAGUUUUGGGAGUGUGUUCGAGGAUGCCGAGGAGCUUCAGGCGCCGCUAUCCUUCGGGGGCCUCUGCCAGUCCUCGCUACAUUCAGGAGGACUGUGCUCUCUUCCUAGGACCUCGCUGGGAUGCAACCCCAAUUCUCUGCCUAUAUGUAAGACAGUCGGACACCACUUAGAAAAGACAGUGGAGGAUUUUGUCAUUACGGGUCAAACAGACCUGAAAACCAACACUCAGAGGGUCAGCUGCUACCCUCAGCCCUCCCUUCCCAUCCCCUACCUACUGACCAGUUGUGCCCAGUCUCCAUCUUUCGAAUCGCUACCUUCAUCCCUUUCCUCUUCUUCAUCGCCCUCAGUUCUUACUUCACACAUGCCUUAUUCUGAUUAUCAUCGCAAAGUGUCUUCUCAAGAAAGUAAUCUACAUGAUGAUUACUGUUCAAUUAAACAAGAACCUUCAGACGAUUUCUCACCAUGUAAAAGGGAACCGUUUAAUGUAAGCAAUCAGCAGGGGGAGCUUUUCCGUCCAGGCCAGCAUCCGCAGGGUAACAAUGCUCAGGAUAUAAGGCAGUCCCCUCUUCACUCCCCCAGCCUCAGUAGACUAGCAGGACAAGACCGGGCGUUGGACCAGCAGGAGCAGUCAUGUCAUUGGAUCGACUGCAGUGCCACGUACGGCAGCCAGGAGGAGCUGGUGAGGCACAUUGAAAAAGUGCACAUUGAUCAGCGUAAAGGGGAGGAGUUUGCAUGUUUCUGGACUGGCUGUGUCAGACGGAACAAACCCUUCAACGCUCGCUAUAAGCUGCUCAUCCACAUGAGGGUCCAUUCUGGAGAAAAACCCAAUAAGUGCAUGUUUGAAGGCUGCUCCAAGGCAUUUUCACGUCUGGAGAACCUGAAGAUCCACUUAAGGAGCCAUACAGGAGAAAAACCAUACAUCUGCCAACAUCCUGGCUGCCUGAAGGCCUUCAGCAACUCCAGUGACCGGGCCAAACACCAGCGCACCCACCUGGACACGAAGCCGUAUGCCUGUCAGAUUCCUGGGUGUACCAAGCGUUACACAGAUCCCAGCUCAUUAAGGAAGCACGUCAAAGCUCAUUCUGCCAAAGGCCUGCAGGAGAGGGAGGUCAAGGCUCACGUGCAUGCCGUAUUGGAAUCUGACAUUUUGAGCGAUUGCUUGGCGAGGCAGCAUCUCCACAGCUCAGCCUGUUCCCACCAGGAAAACAGCUCGCCUCUACCAGCCUUGGAUGAGUUCACAGGUGUUUACACAACCAGCAGCUCAUCUCACAGCAGCAGGAAUCCAGAGCUGAUGCCACCAUCUGCAGAUAGCCGCUCUUGUUACCGAGGACUGGAGGGCAACUUUGAUGCUAACAGUCCGGUGUCUUCAAUGACGAGCAAGGGCAGCAUGAGAGAUGGGCACAGAUCAACACCCAUGUUCGAGUCUGCAGACCUUCAGCCAGUGAGUUCUUCCUCAGAGAAAUGCAACAUUCAGCUGCAAGGUUUCCAGAAAACCUACAACCAACAGCAGCCAGUGUUUCUACAGCAACAGCCAGAAUGUACCUAUCAAGAAGGAAAGGUAGUUCCUCCAGCCAGCAACAGAGGCUUUGAACCUGCCAGCUUCUUCCCAAACCCAUCCGCCUCUCACCCUGGAGGGUUUGACUUGCUGCAGGACAUGCAAGCCCAAGUCGAGGACCUUUACUCCUCAUCUCCGUGCCCAGAGGACAGCUUCCUCUUUCAGUGUGGAGGUGUGGACCGCUGCCUCAGUCAGAUCUACUCUAUCUACUUGGAUUCAUGAUGAAAAACUGUAAAGUCCAAAUGAAAUGCUCUCUAUAAUAAAGGAUCAUUAACGAUAGGUAAUAUCUGCUGCACUUCCUUGAAGAAUUUAUAGAGAGGUUGUUGUUUUUUUCUCUCCUUGUACAAAAAUAACCGGAGAGAAGGAAACUUUCAAGCAAACUGGCAUGCAUGAUUGACCAACACAGAACAUCUGGUAACAAUAUACAGAUGUAAAUAGCGGCGAACUUUGUAUUCAGAGAUGACCGAAGCAUUUGUUAUCUGGAUGAAAUGAGCUACAGUACUUGCUCCAUAUUCAUCUCUCCCUCCCUCAGCAAUGCCAAAUUCAGCAAUUGUGAAUGUUCCUGCUUACACAACACAGCAAACUGCUGUAUAACUCAGAUUUCCUGCAGCUGGAGUCCAUAAAUAAUUGUCAACAGAUUUUAACAAAAGUCAGUAACUAUUUAAGGCUCCUAGGAAGAACUUUUCCCAUUAUGUGAAUGAGAAGGACAGUUAAACAUUAACAGGAGCUUCAUUUUAAGAGAACAAAAAGCAUCACUAAUCAUGCAAAAUACAUAUUCUAGUAAUCUUUACAGAUUGAUCAGCAAAACAUGAAAAAUGCCUUUUUAAACAAGAUAUUAUUUUAGCAUUCCCUAAUAAUUUUAUUUAUUUCCUAGUUUGACAACAAAUGUGAUUUAAAUUGUUGUAGUUAAUAUAUGUAAUUCUUCCCAGCUAUCAUAAAACAAUGAUAUAUACAUAUUUAGAGAUCUAAAUAUGUGUUAUUAGAUUGAAAGCUGUUCAAACAAGUUGAACCAAAUAUAACUAUGGGAUAUAAACUGCCUACAGUGUCACUGGAGAGUAUUCACUCCCCUUCACUUAUUCCACACUUUGUUGCAUUACAGAUUUAUUUAAAUGAAACCGUAAAUUAUGAAGAUCAACACAAAGUACAUCCUACUGAUGAGGCAAAAGCUUUUUUAGAACUAUGGGCCUUUAUUUUUUAUUUAAACCUUUGAUGAUCCACAUUUUAUUGGUAUAGACAUCCAUGACUUAGUCAUUUUUCCAAGCAACUUUAGCAGUAAUUCAGGACCUCACGGUAACUACACUGUUUUGAAAACUCUGUAAAGGAUGAAUUUGAUAGAAAGUCUGAAUAAGCAUGCUAAAAAAAAAUCUCAUUGCUAUUAUUUGCUUUGGUUUUAAACUCAAAAACAAAAAUCAGAGACUACAGCAACUUAUACAAACAUUUAGUUGGGCCGUGUCAGUUCUUUUCAACCAGAUCCCUGGUUCUUAAACUUGGUCUAAAUUUGAUGCCAAAUAAUUGUUAUUCCAACUUUGGGGAUUUUUUUCAUACAAAAUUCUGUUUCUAUUCAAUGCCGUUUUAUUUAUUUAGCACCGAUUCACAACACAUGUCAUCGUAAGACACUUUAAAGAGAAAAUUCAAUCAUUCUAGACAGGUUGGUUGAAGGUUUUCUACCUAAGUAAACCCAGCUGACAGGAAUUGAAUCAUCAACUAACAUUUUGAAUAAAGAUAUCAUAGAUUGCACACUAUAAUGUUAAGACUGUGUUGAAUGUAGGAUAAUGUAUUCCAGAAUUGACAUUCUGAGCCCCAAACAAAAGAAAUAGAGCUAAUUCCAGUGUCUUCAUAUGUCAAGAGAAGCAGAGAAAUAUCACCAAUUUGAAGCCAAACCAAACAGCAUGUUUUUUAAACAUUUUGAGGAGAAGCUGAUGAGACCCAAAGUUAAAGAUCUUGCACAAAAAAUUUAAAAAGAGAAUGAGUCUGUAAAAUAAUGGACUUUUUGUUUGGAAUCUGUUAUCUUUUACUAUUAUUUUCUGCAUAUUCUUCCAGUGCCUGUAUGAUUGGAUGGAUAGAGAUGCGUGUGUGAAAUUUUUUGGCCUUUCUGAUGUCCUGAUUUUACUGUUAGCUUUCAAGUUUUAAAACUUUAAAAAGUUAACUCACUUGUUUCCAGACCUGAAGCUGCACAAAAGUGAGUUAUUGCCGCCCCCUAGUGUCUAAGUGAAUGUACUGAAAAGCUCUUUAAACUAAAGUAAAAAAAAAAAAAA
Cyprinodon tularosa is the source of this 4154-nucleotide messenger RNA. Its product is annotated as zinc finger protein GLIS1-like. Gene Ontology annotation, biological process: regulation of transcription by RNA polymerase II. The transcript has 9 exons. The record is from RefSeq and is a predicted model, not a curated record. The coding region runs from base 298 to 2121 and encodes 607 amino acids. NCBI's taxonomy places the organism in Eukaryota, Metazoa, Chordata, Actinopteri, Cyprinodontiformes, Cyprinodontidae. Gene Ontology annotation, cellular component: nucleus. Gene Ontology annotation, molecular function: DNA-binding transcription factor activity, RNA polymerase II-specific; RNA polymerase II cis-regulatory region sequence-specific DNA binding.